UCUCGCUGUCAGCGACACAUGUAGAACAAGCAGCUGACGGGACGCUCCAAGCAGACCAGCCCCGAGAGAGAGUGCGGACAAUCAAGUUUCCAUCCUCUUCGCUUGCCUCGCUCUUCCUCCACUUCCACCUAGAACCCCCCUUUUUUUUUUUUGCCACGACGCGCACUUCACGCUUUUUGGGGAACGUUACGGCAUGCGGAGACCUCACGCUACGUCUUCCAGUGGACUCCUUUCGUUUCGACGCGAAGAGAAAAAGGCAGCGAAGCGGUGACAGCAGAAGUGGUGAACAUUCAGUGGAAAUACUAUCUGAAAACUCCAUUUGCUCGCUCUCCCCCUCUCUCUGUCUCCGGUCCGCGCGCUGCUGCCUGUGAACGGCCGACUCGGGUCCUCGCGCUGGGUUCCUCCGCUUGUCGCGCGGAGCUCAAGGCCAGCGCGCGCGGUACUGCGUCCGCGUAAAUACAUAUAUCUAUUUUUUUUUUUGUUUAACCUUUACCUGAUUUUGGGAGCAACCUGUCUUAACUGCGUCGCCAACUUUACUGCCAUUACACUUCAGCGACACAAUCAAGAGACGAUGGUGAAUCCAGGAGGCAACAGCCAGCCGCCAGCGGUGGGCACGGGUUCUCUGUCCUGGAAGCGUUGCGCGGGCUGUGGGGGUAAAAUCGCUGACCGCUUCCUCCUCUACACCAUGGACAGCUACUGGCACAGCCGGUGCCUUAAGUGCUCCUGCUGCCAGGCCCAGCUAGGCGAGAUUGGCACGUCGUGCUAUACGAAGAGCGGCAUGAUCCUCUGCAGAAACGACUACAUCAGGUUAUUUGGAAACAGCGGGGCUUGCAGCGCCUGCGGUCAGUCCAUUCCAGCCAGCGAGUUGGUGAUGAGGGCACAGGGCAACGUGUACCAUCUCAAGUGUUUCACGUGUUCCACCUGCCGGAACCGGCUCGUUCCCGGGGACCGAUUCCACUACAUCAACGGCAGCCUCUUCUGCGAACACGACAGACCCACGGCGCUCAUCAACGGCCAUUUAAGUUCUCUGCAGACGAACCCGCUACUGCCUGACCAGAAGGUGUGUUAAGUGGGAGCUGUGCUGGAAGCAGGAUUUGUGCCUUCAUUUUAGCCCUUACUCAUUGUCACCCGAGACAGCGUGGAUCAGCAGCACCCCAGCCUUUCAGCUGUGCUCCCAGGCCCUUUCGCCCUCCAGGAAUCCUCCGCCCAUCUUACCAGUAACCUGACUUCUCAUCUCUGCAACCCACACCUGACUGUCUGCCUUCAAACCUUGGCUUUUCCCCAAAACCUGGGCGGAUAUUUGCACUUACUACAAGCGAGGCGAGACGCUCGGGACGCUUAGGAGUUUUAACUUAACGCCCGUCGGAAUCAGAAAGGACUCUCCGCAAAGAGAGAAUCCAGACGACUCGCCGAGAGGACGCUGUGACCGAGCAGAGUCAAAAAGACACUAAUUAGGUUCAAGAGUUGCAGACUUUUCAACGCUGCACAUUUGUUUAAAGACAUUUUGGGGGGGAAAGCAGGAACUUUUCUUUAUUUCCUCUCUUCCUUUUCUAUCCUCAUUUCCCAGAAACAUGGUGAUUUCACUUUCUAUAUUUUAAGUGUUGUCAAAGGGGCAAUAUGUUUUCUUUGUGUUUUUUGAUUCAUAUAUAUAUAUAUACACAAUAUAUAUGAACGGGGUUUUUAAAAAAAAAAAAAAGUAUUUGUGGCAUUUUGUGGAAAACAAAUCAUGAACACUUGUGGUGUAUUUGUAAAGCUACCAUGUAUGUACAGUAUGCAUGUAAAUGUUGUCGUCCAGGCGUGGCUACAGUACAUCUGACCCCCUCUGCAUCCAGCUCCUUCCCCCCCUGAAGCCGUGGCAACCUGAAGAAACCUGCUCAUAGUCAGUAAUGUAGAUAUCAUUCCCCACAUAUAAAAUGCUGAAUGAAAGAGAAAUUUAUUUGUGAUAUUUUCCGACAAAUUUGCUCCCGUAUGGUGUAUUUAAUUAAUAAAAGUAUUGGAAGAUUUUAAA
Molecule: messenger RNA, 2008 nt
Organism: Fundulus heteroclitus (mummichog)
Lineage: Eukaryota; Metazoa; Chordata; Actinopteri; Cyprinodontiformes; Fundulidae
Gene: lmo4b
Product: LIM domain only 4b
Exons: 5
Coding region: 572-1069 (165 amino acids)
Source: RefSeq, a predicted model, not a curated record